Molecule: messenger RNA, 2472 nt
Organism: Lingula anatina
Lineage: Eukaryota; Metazoa; Brachiopoda; Lingulata; Lingulida; Lingulidae
Product: fidgetin-like protein 1
Molecular function (GO): ATP hydrolysis activity; microtubule severing ATPase activity; ATP binding
Source: RefSeq, a predicted model, not a curated record
GGCAGCGAUAAAUGGUCCGCGAUAAAUGUUCACGAUGAAGCACGUUACAUGAAUGAACUCCUGAAUAUUAUGUAUCAUUUUAAGGCCUUGCUCAAGCGCUUACCACAAGUAAGAAGUAGUGAAUCAGUUGUUAGUUUCCUGGCAUCCUCUCACCAUUUGUGGGCUUCAUGAGAAUCGAUGGUAUAAAAAUACCGGUAUUUGACUUUGAAAUGAGUACAAAUAAGAAACAAGAACAUCAGCUACUACAUCGACUGCAAAGUCACCACUUCCUAGCAGAAAAUCCAGACAACUCUGCAUCAUGCCAAGCAGAUGCCCUGAGAAACAUGGCAUGCUCUCUGCAGUAUGCUGCAGCAAGUGAUAUAAUAAGCAAAGAAUGCAGCUUUUCUUGGAUUCAAGGUGUCCUGGAACGUUAUUCAUCCAUAGUGGAUUCUCCAGAGGAACAGAACGGUUUGAACAAUUUUGCUGAAGGAGCAUUGUCCAUCUGCCAAGAGCAUAAAAAUGAUAGCAAAGAAUGGAAGAGCUCUCUAUCAUAUGAUGCUGUAGCAAAGUUAGAUUGUGUUCAGAAAUAUUUCAAGGCAGCCAAGGAAUCUGCUGAAACAAUUUUACCUGCCAGUCAUGUGGCUCAACAAAUUGCUAUGUGUGACACCUCAUCAGUUGCUGGAAGCACAGCUUAUAACAGAGGGAAUACUGCUGGUCAAAGACCAAAUCCCACAGUGCCAAGUCCAGCAUACAAUCCAAAAACUGAAACUGCAUGUAGCAGUGAAGGAGUUAUCCAACAGCAGGCUCAGAUUGGAUCAAGAAACCACUCCCUCAUGCUUAAAAAGCCUGAUGGAAACCAUGAACUUUCAAGGCUGCCUUUUACAUGUAAUUCUACCAGUAGUGGCUCUUCUGAAUAUGGAUAUGGAAAGAGGAAAUUUGGAACUCAGGGAGGACCUUUCAGUGGUUUUGGCAAGUCAGCUGCAGCAGUUUCAAACUCUUACAGCAGGGUAGAAAACAUUCAGAAUGGCAGAGGAACAGUAAAAAGAGACAAUAUAUGUGCAGAAGAUGAUGGAGACAGUAAAGCUGGAAAAUUUGAUGCUUUUAGAACAGCAAAUGAACAGCUGAAAUUAAAUCAGAUGAAAAAAAACAGUCGCCAAGGGCCAGUGAAUGCUUCAAAUUAUGGAAUGAAUAAGAAGUCAUUGGGAACAAGGAGGGGUCUUACUAGUAAAUUUGUGCCUCCAGUAAUGAAUAGAGAUGGCAGUGAUUCUGAUGAAAGCUCUACACUUUUGAAAAGAUCUGGACUCAAUAAAGCUCAAACAACAGAUGAACCAGUGGAUGAAAGACUUAAGAACAUUGACCCUAAGAUGAUUGAAUUAAUAGCAAAUGAGAUUAUGGACCAUGGUCCACCUGUGAGCUGGGAUGACAUUGCUGGACUGGAGUUUGCAAAAAAUACUAUCAAAGAGAUUGUAGUUUGGCCAAUGUUGAGACCUGACAUCUUCACUGGUUUGCGAGGUCCACCAAAAGGACUGCUAUUAUUUGGACCUCCAGGAACUGGAAAAACCUUGAUUGGAAAGUGCAUUGCCAGCCAGUCCAAGUCAACGUUUUUCAGCAUAAGUGCUUCCUCCUUAACUUCAAAGUGGGUAGGAGAAGGUGAGAAAAUGGUCCGUGCAUUGUUUGCAGUGGCCCGCUGCCACCAGCCAGCUGUAAUCUUCAUCGAUGAAAUUGACUCGCUGUUAACACAGAGGACAGAUGGGGAACACGAAGCUUCUAGGAGAAUCAAAACUGAAUUUUUGGUGCAAUUGGAUGGUGCAACAACUGGAGAGGAAGACAGAAUACUGGUUGUUGGUGCAACUAAUAGGCCCCAGGAGCUAGAUGAAGCUGCAAGACGAAGGUUUGUCAAGCGUCUGUACAUUCCUCUCCCAGAGACAGCUGCCAGGAGACACAUAGUGGUCCAUUUACUGUCACAGCAGACCUAUCAACUCACUGAGGAAGACCUGGACAGUAUUUGUGACAAAUCUGAAGGUUAUUCUGGUGCUGACAUGGCUAACCUGUGUAAGGAAGCUGCCUUAGGACCUAUCAGAUCUAUAGCGUUCAGUGAUAUAGAAAAUAUCACUGCAGAUGAGGUCAGACCUAUUACCCACCAAGACUUCAUGGCAGGGUUCAGACAGGUGCGUGCCAGCGUAUCGGAGGCAGAUCUGGACUUGUACAUAGACUGGAACAAGAAGUAUGGCAGCUUUGGAAUACAAGGGAUGUAGAUUGACUGAAAUGGCUCCUUUUUCCACUUGAUAGGCACUUUUUGACAAUGUCUAAAAGAGACUGGAAGAUCUGCUGUGGAGGCUUGUUAUGAGUCUUAAAAGAUAUAAAACACUGAACACAGAUACAAUGAAAUAGAAUUUUGUUCUUUUAUUUUCAAAUGUCAGUUAGUUACAUAGAUACAGGAAUAAACGUAAAGCAUGUAAUGAAUUUCGCUUUCUGUUGCUGGAGCAUGGUAUU